AUGGGGCACUGCCGCUGGACCCUGCUCCUAGCUGCCCUGGUCCUGAGCUCCAGAACUGCUCGCUCAGAGGAAGACCGAGACUCGCUGUGGGAUGCCUGGGGCUCCUGGAGCGAAUGCUCACGCACUUGUGGAGGGGGAGCUUCAUAUUCACUGAGACGCUGCCUGAGCAGCAAGACCUGUGAAGGACGAAACAUCCGGUACAGGACAUGCAGCAAUGUGGACUGCCCACCAGAAGCAGGUGAUUUUCGUGCCCAGCAGUGCUCUGCUCACAACGAUGUCAAGUAUCAGGGACAGUUUUAUGAGUGGCUUCCCAUCUCUAAUGACCCUGACAACCCAUGCUCGCUGAAGUGCCAGGCCAGAGGAACAGCUUUGGUUGUGGAGCUGGCACCAAAGGUUCUGGAUGGGACCCGGUGCUACACUGAAUCUCUGGACAUGUGCAUCAGUGGCUUGUGCCAAAUCGUUGGCUGUGACCGCCAGCUGGGAAGUGCUGUCAAGGAAGAUAACUGUGGGGUCUGCAAUGGUGAUGGGUCCACCUGCCGGUUGGUUCGAGGCCAAUAUAAAUCCCAGCUCUCGGCAAAUAAAC
Molecule: messenger RNA, 583 nt
Organism: Acanthisitta chloris (rifleman)
Lineage: Eukaryota; Metazoa; Chordata; Aves; Passeriformes; Acanthisittidae
Product: ADAMTS-like protein 1
Exons: 5
Biological process (GO): extracellular matrix organization
Cellular component (GO): extracellular matrix
Molecular function (GO): metalloendopeptidase activity
Source: RefSeq, a predicted model, not a curated record